Messenger RNA from Cygnus atratus (black swan), 5163 nucleotides. Its product is annotated as KIAA0586 ortholog. Lineage: Eukaryota; Metazoa; Chordata; Aves; Anseriformes; Anatidae. The record is from RefSeq and is a predicted model, not a curated record. The transcript has 31 exons. Gene Ontology annotation, cellular component: ciliary basal body; centriole. Bases 182 to 4933 code for a protein of 1583 amino acids. Gene Ontology annotation, biological process: smoothened signaling pathway.
GUGUCCUCCUCCCGGAAGUGGGGCGCCAUUACGGGCAGCACCGGGCGCUGUUGCCAUGGUGACCGGGUGCGGGCUGCGGCCUAGGCCCGGCCGUUCCCUGAGGGCCGCGGGUUGCGCCCGAACCCGCUUUUAGCCUUUAUUUCUAGGCGUAAAGCGCCGAGAGCCGCGCUGCGGGAGCCUCAUGGACGGGGAAAGCGACUCCAGCGUCAGCCAGGGCUCCUCGGGCAGCCUCACGGCCGGCGACGUGCUCGUCCGCUCCACCAGCGUCCACCGGGAGCAGCCCCUGGGGGCCGGCGGCCGCCCUAAAGCAGUGACGGUUGCUGUGAAGAAGCUUCGCGGAGCGGCUUCUGCCGGCCCCGCGGCCCGCGCGGCUUUGGGGAGAGGCGGAACGCCGGCUGCUGCCCCGGCCUCGCUGCCCGGCAGGGCUCCGUGCGGCCGGCCUGCUGGUGCCGUGGCCGGCAGCGCCGCACGAGGAGUCCAGAGUGCUAAAGGACACCCAGAACAUCUUCCUUCAGUAGAAACUGCUGCAGAACCCCUCUUGGUGUCACAAAGGGAUUAUGUUAAAGAAGCUGCAGUACAAGAAAAUCGUUCAGCUCUACUGGAAGAUAACAGAAGCCCUAAAGAUGAUGUUUUUAUUUCUCAAUAUGCUACUGGCCAGAAGGAGGCUUUGAGAGCAGCAUUAAAGCAAAAAACUCAGAAUACCCCUGUAUUUAAGGAGGUGAAGGUGCAACUCUUGGGAAAUGCUUCCACUGAAAGAAAGGAAACUGUUACUCAAGACAGCAGGCCAACACGCAGGGAAGCUGAUUCUGCAACAACCAUCGCAGCAGCAACUGCUGCUGCCAUUGCUACCACAGCUCCACUUCUCAAAGUUCAAAAUGAUUUGGAAGCAAAAGUUAACUCGGUUUCAGCAUUACUUCAUAAGCUACAGGAGACCGACAGACAACUGCAGCGUGUUGCUGAACGGCAAACAAAUAUGAAGACUCAGUAUGAGAAUCCCCAGUGUCAUGAAAGAGUUGCUGAGCUUGAAAAACAAAUGAAUACUUUAAUGCAGCAACGGAUUCAGCAUUUGGAAAAGUUACAGGAGCAACAAAUGAAUAUUCAGUCUCAUCUCAUUAGCUCUGCAGUCAACGUAGGUGGCUUACAGCAAAUUCGCCUACCAUCUUCCGCUCUCAUGACAAAACAGCCUGAGAAGGCAGAACAGCAAUUGCUUACUAACAAUGAUAUGUCUUCGUGUCAGAAGAAUUUAUUUUCUAGCAGAGGUCCACCUGUCCCAGCCUAUUCAAGUCAAUUCCAGAGUAGUGGAAUUCAUACACAAAAAUCUCCUCUAAAGACACCAGUUCCUCGGAGUUAUGUUCCGGAACCUGUAUCAAAAAAUGUGAAAAUCUCAAGGAAAGAAAACCCUAUAACAGAAAAGGAAAAUGUUCCCAAAUCCACACAUGAAGGUGGAGGGAGACUUCUUGAGCAUAUUCUGAAUCCUCAAGAAACUCUAGUGAGACAAAGGGAUUCUUCUGAGAAGGCAACGUUAAACAAUAAUCAAACGAGCUGGCAUUCCAGGAUAGACAGGCCUACUGCUUUGCAUGUAGACUCAUGCCCUGCUUUUGAAAGGCCCUUCCAAAAUUGCAGUUCAAUUGAGAAAACGGUGAAAAAAGCAGAUGAUUUACUUGAAGAUCUUGGCCAGUUAAGAAAACAAAUGCACAACAUUGUACAGGAAGCAGAUUUAUGGAAAUCAGACAUGAAUGAUCUUAUUAAGUCAAAAAACCCUGCCAUUGCAUCUGAUCUUCCUGAACAUCAUCAGCUCGUUAAACCAUCCAUCCUUCAAAAUGUUAAAGCACCAAAAUCUCUACUGAGGGAAGCUAAAAGGAUUUUGAGAGGAGUUCAAAGCAGUAAAAAAGUUCUUGAAGAAAAUUUGGAAGCCAUUAUUCGUGCAAAAGACGGGGAUGCCAUGUAUACGUUUAUUAAUGCCUUGACAACGAACAGGGAUAUAUCGGAGGAGAUUCGUAUCAGAAAGACUGUGGAUGAGUGGAUUAAGGCAAUCAGUGCAGAAAUCCAGGCUGAAAUGGUAAGAAAUGAUAUGGAGCAAGUGAAAUAUGAUCAAAAGGUCCCAUGGAUCAGGAGAGCCCCUAACAUGAUGGCUAUGAAGACCAAUAAAGAAAGUAAAUCAAAACCUCAGAAAAUUCAAGGAUGCUCAACAAAGAAGCUUUUAUCUGUAGCUAAGCCGUUGCAGAAGCAAGCAGAAGAUAAGAUGAGCAAACAGAGUUCUAGAACUUACUUUUCUUCUGAAAGUUUGCAGGGGAAGGAAAAAAGGGCAGAUGGACCUGUUGGUGGAAGUGCAGUGGUACAAAAUGAAGAGUAUCUCAGCAAAGUUUAUGGAAAACCAGUUUACCAAGGCCAUCGUAGCACACUUAAAAAAGCACCAUAUCUGAGAUUCAACUCUCCCUCUCCCAAAUCUAAAAUUCAAAGACCUAAAGUGAUAGAGUGUGUUAGAGGUACAAAGGUAAAGUCAGCAAGAACACAGACUUGUUCUCAUGCACAGAAGGUAGUAACCAGUCCCAAAAGCCAGCAUCCUUUAUAUGCACUUACUCAAGAAAAUCAAUAUCUUUUUAGUCCAAAUAAAGAUGUACCAGCUGGCUGCGGUCCACUUGAAGGUCACCUAAUUCCUAUGGCUAUUCCACUGGGUCAAACCCAAAUUAGUGACAUCUCCCUGCAGCCUGCUGGAGUAGUUAUAGGUAAACCCCAUCCUGUUACAAUUACAACAUCUCUUCCUCAAGCACCACCAAAGCCUCCAGUUGAGAUAAAAAAACCAAACAUAGCUGUGAUAGAGAUGAGAUCAGAGAAAAAGGAUCCACCUCAGUUGUCUGUGCAGGUGUUACCAAAUGUAGAUAUUGACAGUAUUUCAAGUGGCAGUGGCAGUGUAGACCAUGUGCCUUCAGGCUCCGAACCUGCGCUUCCUCCUGUUGAUGCUGUAAUCCAGACUCCAGAAGAUUUACAUAGUGAGGAAGAAGACACAAAGUUUCCAGGAACAAAUUUAAUUGAUGUUACCGAUGUUAUGCAGGAUCAGGAAGAGGAGAGGGAUGAAAUUCCAGAAUUCACUGAGCCUCUUCUAGAGCUUAAUGGACAUUUUAAAGUUGCCUCGCCAACAUACAGCGGUCCUGUGUUUCCUCCAGUGGCAUCUGCUCCUCAACAAUCUUCUGAUGUUUUGGAUAAACUGAUUGAAAGGAGAGAAACUAUAGAAGACAGGUUGAUAAAUUGGGUGGAACAAGAAAUAAUGGCAAAAAUUAUCAGUGAGAUGUACCCAGUUCAGAAAGAAACAGUGCCCGGUGUUAGCACAUCAGAGGGGGAAGACAGCGAGAGUGUAACCUCUGAUAUUGUUCAGGUUGCAGGUGGUGGAGGCUUUCAACUCUUUGUCAAUGCUGGUGUACCAGUGGACUCAGAAAUGAUUAGCCAUUUUGUAAACGAAGCUCUCAGCGAGACAAUUGAGACCAUGCUGGGUAACAGGCAGGCUCAGAAAGCAGUUGCUGCUACAAACAUUGUUCCAAGUACAGCAAUUACGACGGAGUCUCUUGUGCCUACUCCAUUGCCAACACCCCAGGCCACACCACCACAAACCCCACCUUCAGAAAAAGAAUUGCCUCCAGUCAAAACUCCAGAGUCUUCUCCAUCUAUUACAGAAAUUGGUGGAGAUGUUCAUGAACAAGAAAAAAUGAAAGAAGCAGGAACUGAUAUUCCAGCUGCUGCUAGUCUUGUUGGCACACCUGUGAUCACUCCUAUCAAUACGCCUCCUAGAAUAGCCACGCCAAGUUCUCCUGCCUCAGAGUGGGUCUCUGAAGCUGCAAAAAUGGGGAAACCAAAGCCUCCAAACCCAUGGGAUGAUGCAGAACUUCCUCUGGAAGAAGAGAAACCCAGUCCUGUAGCUGAAGAACCAAUACAUCCCAGGGCUGUUGAGAUGUCAGUGGCUAAUGAUGAGGAACCAGAAGCCUUGAUUAUUCCAUCUUGGCAGUCAUCACCGAGGCCCUUCGAAUCGCUUCCUUGUGAACCACAGGUUCCAUCAGCUGCAUCUACAGUUAGUUCUGAGCAGUCCACGCAGGAAAGUAGUCUUACCCUCACAGAAACAGAAACUGCAGACAGACCCAUCUCAGAAGGGGAGGUCGUGUUCAGCUAUGGCCAGAUGCUGGCUGCAAGAGAAGGAGGACCGUCUCUUCCAAACAUCGCUGAGAGCUUAAUGAGUACUUUACAAGAUGCCAAUGAAAUGGAUUAUGAUCCUCCCAGCGAAGGGCAAGUGGUGAGAAGACACCAUAAAGGCUAUCACAGGGAUCCUGUCCUGACGCUUUUAGCCAAAUUAAAUCAAGCACCUAUUGCUGCACAAGGAGGAAUGCACUAUUUGGAGGAUUCUGAUGACAGUGUUGGGGAGCUCAGUGAAGGCCAAAGACCUAGGCUGACCAGAGCAGCAGAGAGAAUCCUAAUGGGGCACGCAGUUAAUAUGGACCACGCAGCUGCUCAGACUUCUGAGAACAGACCAUACCAGGAUUUCCGUUCUCUGUCACCAGGGCAGCUUGCCCAAACUGCAGCAGAAACUCUUGGAGAUGCUGAUAGGAGUCACAGUCCAAUGCUUAUGGCUGAACUGGAAUCGCAACCCGUUUCAAAACGUGUUCUGCAAGCAGCCCAACCAGACUGCAGCGUGACAUCUCUCACAAAGGGUUCCUCCCAGGAGGAAAGCCAAGGAGAUGCACAAAUUGUGAGACCCCGAGUAAUUCAUGUGAAAAGGAAGUCUGAAGAGAUGCAGCAAGAAGGAGAAAAUGUUGUCCCACAUUUAAAUUCACACGUUUCUGCGGCAAAGGUGUCGGUGAAGCUGCCUUCCAUGAAUACAGAUAACCCAACACAAAGUAUGAGCAGCAUACACGGGGACUCGGAUUCUUCAGGGACAGAUACAUUUUAAAGCUUGACAGUCACUGUCUGAAGGUUUUGUUUGGUACGUUUGUCUGCCUGGUGUGAUAGUCUGGAUGUUUCAUCACAAUACUGGUUUUUCAGUACUGCUUAUUUUGUACUGUUUUUCUUACAAUUUUGUUACAAUUAUGAUUGUAAAUUUAGGCAGUGAUUCUGCUUGUGAAUAUAUCCGAUAUUUUUAAGCAAAUAAAAUAAUUUUUUGGAAUCACUGUGCUAAGUCAA